UGAGUACAACCGCGGGGGGCGGAAGCAGGCAAGCUGCACGCAGCCUUUCUCAUAGUUUGUUUUGUCCCGUUGUGAGGACCUAACAGAGCGGCGAGCUUGACCAGUUUCCCAAAGCAAGCGACUCCUCCGGUCUCCCACCUCUGCAGCUGCCCCCCAACAGCCCAGCUGCAGCUUCCAUUCCUGGCUAACCACCACCAACCCAAAGCAGCUGCUGCGGCACUUUGGUCACGUGCCCACUGCACACCUGACACCAACAUGGCCGCCAUGUCACGCCACCACCACGACCCGCUUCUUGUCUUGUCUUCUCUUCUCUCUUCCCUGCCAAGACAAAGAUCAAACGAACCCACGCGUCCCCUUCCCUCUCGUGUCGUGCAGAAGCAGAAACCCACCCGUCGUUCCGCCAUGGCUGGAGAAGGAGGAGGACGGCUUCCGCUCGACCUGUCCCUGGCCACCGCGGGGCCGUCGGCUGGCGAGCGGCGGCCGAGGGCGCGGCCGAACCGGCGCACCCUGUCCUCGCUCUAUGCUGAGCUGGGCGCGAUGCUCCCCAACCUCCCCAUCGACCGGCCGGCGAGCAAGGAGGAGAUCGUGGACGCCGCGGCGGCGCGCGUGAAGGUCCUGGAGGACACGGUGGCCGUGCUGGAGACGUACCACUCGGUGCGCAGCCCCCUCCACGGGGCCGGCGCCGGCGCCGGCGCCGCUGCUGCCCGGCGGCCCGAGGUGUCCGUGGCCGUCGGCGCGGUGUGCUUCUGCGCGCGGCUGCCGGCGCGGAGCCCCGGCUCGCUGACGCGCGUGCUGGAGGCGUUCCACCGCCGCGGGGUGGAGGUCCUCGUGGCCACGGUGGGGCCUCACGGCCACGGCGGCGCCGCCGUGGUCACGGUCACCGCUGCCGCCGCGCCGCCCGAGGUCCUGCAGAUGAUCAGGGCCGACAUCACCGGCAUCUGCUGAUCCAUGGGUAAUCAAUGGCUUCUGCUGCUCGCGGCGAUUGCACCUUUUGCUACCUCUCAUCCGACGGCCAUGGCCUCCAACUUUUUUUUUGGUACGAAAUCAGCUAGAUAGGUGAAAUGGCUAGUGCUGUAAUAACACCGGCAAAAGCAGACAUUUCCGAUUCUGUAGCUUCAAUCUGCGGCGCCAGCGUUAUCCAACGAUAGAGAUGUUCUUGUUUCCGUAUCUUUUGGCAUCUUUUAUUUGCAUUUAACGAAAUGCAAUGUGUCAGGUUGAUAUUAGCAAGGAUUUUGAACUCC
This is a messenger RNA of Zea mays, 1241 nucleotides long. RefSeq lists its product as uncharacterized. Gene Ontology annotation, molecular function: DNA-binding transcription factor activity; protein dimerization activity. Lineage: Eukaryota; Viridiplantae; Streptophyta; Magnoliopsida; Poales; Poaceae. Bases 256 to 945 code for a protein of 229 amino acids. Gene Ontology annotation, biological process: regulation of DNA-templated transcription; endosperm development. The record is from RefSeq and is a predicted model, not a curated record. The transcript is spliced from 2 exons.